AUGGCGACCGAAUCGUCGUUUCCUGUGGCAAACACCAAUAUCGAUCUUCGGGGUUCGCAGUUCCAAGCAAACAAAGAAAGUUGGACACCUGUGCUUGACAGAUUUGAGGAAGCUCUAAAGCAAGUUUCCGCUGAAGGAAAUGAUGUUUCUCUACGAAGACACAUCAGCCGGGGUCAGCUGCUACCAAGGGACCGUGUCGCGCUAUUGCUAGACCAAGACUCGCCAUUCUUGGAACUUGGAGCAUUUACCGGGUUUGGCAAUGAGGAUUCCACCCCAUGUGGCAAUCUGAUUGCCGGGAUUGGAAAUGUUUGUGGACGCAUAUGUCUUCUUAUGUCUCAUAUUCCGACCCAAAGUGGAGGAGCUUGGAAUGAGAUGACAGUGCUGAAAGUCAACCGCAUGAUGGAGAUUGCAUUUGAGAACGACCUUCCACUGAUCUCCUUAGUUCAAUCGGCCGGCGUGUUUUUGCCGCAACAAUUCAAAGUUUUCCAUAAAGGAGGUCAGCUAUUCCGCGAUCUUGCCCUCCGAACUAGACACGGAAAGCCUUCAUGUGCUAUUGUUUUCGGAUCCUCAACGGCCGGAGGAGCGUACCAUCCAGCGUUGUCGGACUAUACGAUUUUUGUCGAGAACCAAGCUCAAGCUUUUCUUGGUGGGCCUCCGCUCGUGAAGAUGGCCACUGGUGAAGUCAUUGGGGCAGAAGAGCUGGGCGGUGCCAAAGUUCACGCAAUAACAACCGGUCUUGCAGACCAAAUUGCGUCUGAUGAGUUCGAUGCUAUUCACAAAUCACGAGAGUGGGUAGCUUCCCUUCAAGCACGUGUCCCCUCAGUGCCCGGGUUGAUUGGGUCACUGCCCCCGAGAUACCCCAUUGAGGAUGUGCUAUCAAUCGUGAACCCCGAUAUCCGAAAGCCAUUUGAUAUGCGUGAAGUUUUGUUGCGUAUCGUGGAUGACUCCCGUCUCUCAGUCUUCAAACCCAAAUACGGCCCGAAUAUGAUUACUGCGUCGGCUCAUAUUAUGGGCUUCCCUGUUGGUAUCGUUGCCAACCAGCUCUCCGUCAUCAAUCCCAAUGAGGCGGCGAAAGCCACUCAGUUCAUUCGCAUGUGCAAUCAACAACAUACUCCCAUAAUUUUCCUUCACAAUGUCACUGGCUUUAUGGUCGGGGCUAAGGCCGAGCACGCUGGAAUCAUCAAAAUGGGUGCACAACUCGUUUCGGCGGUCAGUUGCUCCACCGUGCCUCAUAUCUCGAUCAUUUUGGGCGCUUCAUACGGAGCUGGCAACUAUGCAAUGUGUGGCCGUGCCUAUAGCCCCCGAUUCUUGUUUUCAUGGCCUACUGGCCGUUGCAGUGUGAUGGGCCCAGAUCAGCUGUCUGGUGUUAUGGAAAAUGUGCAGAUAGCCAGUGCCAAAUCCAAAGGCCUGACUCUUUCGCCAGAAAAGCUCAAGAAACAGCUCGAUGUUGAUUGA
Messenger RNA from Penicillium roqueforti, 1455 nucleotides. RefSeq names its product acyl-CoA carboxylase subunit beta. The transcript has 8 exons. The record is from RefSeq and is a predicted model, not a curated record. Bases 1 to 1455 code for a protein of 484 amino acids. Gene Ontology annotation, molecular function: ligase activity. Lineage: Eukaryota; Fungi; Ascomycota; Eurotiomycetes; Eurotiales; Aspergillaceae.